CCUAAAACUAGGUCGAAGUAUGUUUUUGUAACGCGCAAGGGCGCGAUUUCUCGCAUGAAGCGGAGCGUGGCGCCGAUCAGGGAAUACGCGCGGCGGAAGCGGCGCCUAGGGAGCAAUGGAAGCAACGGGAGUGACGAGCAUCGCAUCGCUGCUCUUCGUAGGCUGUCGAGGGAUUCGCAGGCGCUUUCAAGCAAUUUAACAGAAAACCACGAGAAGGAUGGAAAUCUCAGAAAACUCUCCAAAACCGAGGCUCAAAUGAGCGGCCAUGACUUGGCACCAGGAAGUCCAUCGCUAGAGGAAUUUUCUCGUCUGGACGAGUUGACAGAAAGCUUGAUUUCUGCCAUUGCAGGAAGCUCAGGUGCCGCCACUAACGAAAACGACACGCACCUCGCUUCUGGUGAACUGGCGCAACUGUCGGAAGAUUGUCGGAAGGCCUUUGCCUACACAGUGAUGGACGAUGAGGACGAUGCUGCGACUUUGAAGGAACUUCCUAGGCACGAGAUCGUUCAUCUGAUACUGCGCACAGUGCAACAGGUCUUAACUGUUUUUAUUUUGUAAUUUGUAUUCGUUUUAACUCUGGAGACUUUC
Messenger RNA from Selaginella moellendorffii, 588 nucleotides. RefSeq lists its product as uncharacterized. The transcript has 9 exons. Lineage: Eukaryota; Viridiplantae; Streptophyta; Lycopodiopsida; Selaginellales; Selaginellaceae. The coding region runs from base 55 to 558 and encodes 167 amino acids. The record is from RefSeq and is a predicted model, not a curated record.